CGAGACGCGGUUUGACUCGCCUCGGACAAGCAGCUUCCUGAUCCGCCUGGCUUCGCACCUCUGAUUCGCCGUCGCAGCUAUCGUUGUCCCGCUGCACAUCUGCGCGCCCGUACCCGGCUUACCUAUCUUGGUUACGGUUACAGUGCUUUGAGUGCGUGUGGCCGUGUGCCCCUCCUUCCUCUGAAAUCCGAACCCCUCCAGAAACCCCGACGAGUCUUGAUGUUGGCCAGAACAACUCCUUUGGCUAGCAGCACCGCUCUCUGCUCCAAGUCCAUAAUAUCGCGCCCUGCAGCAUCGAGCUUCAUCGGCCGACUCCGCAUUCAACGGCUCUCCACCGCGACAUCUAGGCCCCUUGGCAGAACGCCACGAGCUCUGCCGUCGCAACACGUCGAAACCCCGUUCGGGACGAUACCAGCGAGACACCACUCCUCCACCUCCACCACUGCUACCAACGACGUAACCAUGUCUCAAGACUUCGAAACGGUGCUCAAGGGCAAGUACCCGGCCAAGCAGCAUGCUCUCCGUGUCGCCGACUACGUUAAAUCCAAGGUCCCCGGUGCUGCCGGCGUUCUCUAUGUCGAGGGUCGCAUGACCAAGCUGAUCGAGGACAACGACGAGCCCGAGCCUUUCAGACAGCGCCGCUACUUCUACUACCUUACUGGAUGCCCUCUCGCCGACUGCCACUACAUCUUCGACCUUGCGACGAACAAGUCGACCCUCUUCAUCCCCCCUAUCGACCCCGAUAGCGUCAUCUGGUCUGGCCUGCCCGUCAGCGCCGCCGAGGCAAAGGAGCUGUACGACGUCGACGAUGUCAAGUACACCACCGACGUCAAUGCCGAGCUUGUGCACCUGGGGAAGGGUUCUAAGAAGACCGUCUUCGCCAUUCAAGACCAGGUCCUCGACAGCAUCACGUUUCUCGAGUUCGAGGACAAGAACUUCAGCAUCCUGAAGGACGCCAUCGAACGGUGCCGCGUGGUCAAGGACGACUACGAGGUUGCCCUUACCAGGAAGGCGAACGCUGUCUCGACAAUUGGCCACCACGCCGUUGUUGAGCACGUCAAGAAGGCCAAGAACGAGAGGGAGCUCGAGGCCCUCUUCCUGCAUCGCAGCGUCGCGAACGGUGCCAAGAACCAGGCCUACCAUGGAAUCUUUGCUGGGGGUCGCGCUGCUGCCACUCUGCACUACGUAGCCAACGACGCUCCCCUCGAAGGCAAGCUCAACCUUCUCUUGGAUGCCGGCACGGAAUGGAACUGCUAUGCUUCCGACAUUACCCGGACAUUCCCCAUUUCCGGCAAGUUCAGCAAGGAGUCUCGCCAGAUCUACGACAUUGUGUUGAAGAUGCAGCUCGAGACCACCGCCGCCUUGAAGGAGGGCGUCAUCUGGGAUGAAAUCCACUUGCUGGCCCACAAGAUCGCCAUCGACGGCCUCCACUCGAUUGGCAUCCUAAAGGGCGACAAGGACGAGAUCCUCAAGAACAGAACGAGCGUCGCCUUCUUCCCCCACGGCUUGGGCCACUACCUCGGCAUGGACACCCACGACGUGGGCGGCAACGCCAACUACGCCGACACCGACCCAAUGUUCCGCUACCUGCGCGUCAGGGGUGCGCUGCCCGCUGGCAGUAUCGUCACUGUCGAGCCGGGUAUCUACUUCUGCAGCUUCAUCAUUGAGCCGUACCUCAAGGACCCCGCGCACUCCAAGUUCAUCGACGCCGCUGUCCUUGAGAAGUACUGGGACGUUGGUGGUGUGAGGAUUGAGGACAACAUCUUGAUUACGAAGGACGGUAGCGAAAACCUGACACCCACCAUCAAGGACCCUGAUGAGUUGGAGAAGAUUAUCCAGGCAAGCUAAAGGGCGUUCGUCGUUGAGAAAAGAGGGGGAAGCAAGAUUCGGGGCGGUAGUUCCGCGAAUAGCAAAGGCGACUGGAACGUCUGUGUCCAAUAAUGUUGAUGGCUAGGCUGAAAUGAUGCGCACACCCGUCGGCAUGUUCCCUCUUCUCAUGACCUCUCGGCCAGGGCCAUGAGGUUGAAACCGAUAUUGUCUCCCCCUCGCGCGAUGAAUUGACGAACAAGGUCCAGAGACUUGGCUCCUAGAUCCACCCUUUCUUCCUCGUCCAGGAUGCCUCUGUCAACGGGUCCCUUCCUGUCACCGUCGAGCUCGUAGAGAUGGCCCGUGUCGGGUGAUUUGACGAAGCAAAUGUAGUGAAAGUUGACGUCGUCCUCGGCGCUCGCGGGCGCCGCCGUGUCGCCCUUUGUGGCGAUGGAUGCAUAAGCAUCCUCAAGUUCCUGGGAGCCCUCCAGGACCAAGGCCGCUUGUGCGGGGUCCAUGGGCGCCGUGAUGGACAGCAAAUUAUCCAGCAAGGAGCCGGGUCCUGGGCAGCCGCGUUAGAAUAGCGUCUAGGACCUCUCUCGACGAGAUCGCUAAAAGUGAAAUUAACUCACGGAGAAAGUCCUUAGCCCGGCCGUUGGCCAGGGCGUGCAGGAUGGCGUACAGGCCGCAUGCGUUGUUGAUUGUUUGCUUGAACCAAACGGCGUCCUCGUCCUCCUCGUCGUGUUGGCCGGCCAUCCAGUCCUUGGCGCCGGCCUCCUCGGCGGUCAAUCGGGCCUCGUAGGCCGGGGUCGUGGGGAAGACGAGGACGAGGGCGAGAAUCCUUGGGGGCAGGGCGGCCGGGUCGUCGAGGGUGUAGACGUCCUCGAAGUGGAGGGAGGGCGGAACGCCGAGGAGGGCGAUGAGCUCGUUGAAGACGUCCGGGUUGGACUCGAGGGGGAUGAAGGCCUUGUUGUAGGUCUGGGGCAUCGUGAGGACAGUUGUGGGGUUGGAGUAGGCGCGGGCUGUGGUGAAAAUAAGUGCGAUGAGUGCGAUGAGCAGGUGGAUGAGCAUGGGAUGCGAAUGAUGAGCUGAUUUUCUUGGCCACCAAGACUGAUUGAGAGAGGCCGAGAAACAGAUAGUAAUAUACAUUCCGCUGUGGUGACCUCGAUGACGGCGGAGGCCGCUGAAGGGAGGUACAGGUGACAAAGCCU
Molecule: messenger RNA, 3017 nt
Organism: Colletotrichum destructivum
Lineage: Eukaryota; Fungi; Ascomycota; Sordariomycetes; Glomerellales; Glomerellaceae
Product: Putative peptidase M24, aminopeptidase P, creatinase/Aminopeptidase P/Spt16
Exons: 4
Coding region: 220-1848 (542 amino acids)
Biological process (GO): proteolysis
Molecular function (GO): manganese ion binding; metalloaminopeptidase activity
Source: RefSeq, a predicted model, not a curated record